This is a messenger RNA of Talaromyces proteolyticus, 4849 nucleotides long. RefSeq names its product ABC-2 type transporter-domain-containing protein. Gene Ontology annotation, cellular component: membrane. The record is from RefSeq and is a predicted model, not a curated record. The transcript has 2 exons. Gene Ontology annotation, biological process: transmembrane transport. The coding region runs from base 186 to 4598 and encodes 1470 amino acids. Lineage: Eukaryota; Fungi; Ascomycota; Eurotiomycetes; Eurotiales; Trichocomaceae. Gene Ontology annotation, molecular function: ATP hydrolysis activity; ATP binding; ABC-type transporter activity.
CGAGUCAGCGUCAAAAGCUGCGGGACUUAUGGUGCUGUACUCCGUACUCAUAUGCCUUCUCGAAAACAUCGCCCAGAUAUGAUUAAUAAUUCAAUCGUUGUAAUACUUAUGUAUAUAUCGUCUACGCCCCUAUGUUACCUGGAAGCUAGGCACGCGGGCCUUCGAUCGACAAGGAAAGGUUCAAUAUGACAGGACUAUCCUUUAAAGUUUUGGACGAUAGACAAUCGGAAGAUACUGGAAGUACAGACUCGCAUUAUAGCCCUCCUGAAAUAGACAUGAACUACCUCCCACAGGAGGGGGCUAACUCUAGGACUACACAGCAUGAGAACGACCACAUCCCUGAGUUUUAUACGCAGGAUGGUCAUGACAAUGCCACAAAUGGCAGCCAACCGGAAAAUGGCCGUGGUGACUUGGAAGAUAGUGCUUGGGGGGUGAGGGAACUUGCUAGGCAAUAUACCCUUCAAUCCACGGAUUCUCACGUCGUCACGAACCCUUUUGAAGCUGAACCUGGCUCAAUAAUAGACCCCAAUUCUGACAAUUUCGAGCCAAAGGCCUACAUAAAGGCUCUGUUUAACCUUCACCAAGCGACUGAUGGGGUCAUGAAUAGGACCGCCGGUGUUGCGUUUCGAAAUCUCAGCGCCUACGGCUACGGCACUACAACAGAUUACCAGAAAAAUGUAGGCACCAUACUGAUGCAAGUGGUUAGAGGGGUUAAAAGCCUUCUUGGGAUGGGUGGUCAACGUCGCGUCGAUAUUCUACAAAAUUUCGAUGGCCUCCUUCAAGCCGGUGAGAUGCUCAUAGUUCUCGGUCCACCAGGCUCGGGCUGUUCUACCUUCUUGAAGACGAUCGCUGGACAAACGUACGGAUACAAGGUUAGCGAAGACUCCUCUAUUAAUUAUCAAGGGAUUGGGUUCCAACAGAUGCAUACCGACUUCCGCGGUGAAUCCAUCUAUACAGCAGAACAGGACGUCCACUUCCCAAUCCUGACAGUUGGGGAUACCCUUUAUUUUGCUGCUCGGACUAGGGUGCCGAGAAAAAUCCCCGGUGCGGUCUCUAAGGAUACAUUCGCAAAACAUCUGCGAGACGUGGCAAUGGCCACUUUCGGUAUCAGGCACACCGUGAAUACAAAGGUUGGCAAUGAUUUCAUCCGUGGUGUUAGUGGUGGCGAACGUAAACGUGUCAGUAUUGCCGAAGCGGCUCUCAGCUGUGCGCCCCUACAGUGCUGGGAUAACUCAACAAGGGGACUUGAUAGUGCAAACGCCGUCGAGUUUUGCAAGACAUUGAGGCUUCAGGCCGAUGUGUUCAAUAUAACGCCUGCCGUGGCUAUAUAUCAAGCGCCUCAGGCAGCCUAUAAUCUCUUUGAUAAGGCUAUUGUUCUCUAUGAAGGCCGUGAGAUCUAUUUCGGCAGGGCAGAUGAAGCAAAGGCGUACUUUGUAAAAAUGGGCUUUCAUUGCCCUGAAAGACAAACUACUGCUGACUUUCUUACGUCGAUGACCAGUCCACACGAGCGCAUCAUUCGACCGGGAUUUGAAGGCAAAGCUCCGCGCUCUUGCGACGAGUUUGAAGCGGCGUGGAAGAAUAGCCCUGAAUAUAGAGCACUUCUAAGUGAAAUUUCCCAAUUUGAGGAGGAGCAUCCAAUCGACAGCCGAGACCUCGAAAAGUUUCAGCAGUCACGAAGGCUCCAGCAGUCUAUUUUCCAAUCCGUGCAUUCGCCUUAUACCUUGUCCUACGUUGAACAAGUCACUCUAUGCCUGUGGCGAGGGUUCCGGCGUCUAGAAGCUGACCCAAGCUUGACACUCACUCAACUCUUUGGUAACUUCAUUAUGGCAUUAAUUGUUGGCUCAGUCUUCUACGACCUCGACGAAACCACAAAUUCAUUCUUCUCUCGCGGCACUUUACUUUUCUUUGCCCUCGUCAUGAAUGCUUUGAGCUCUCUCUUGGAAAUUCUCACUCUCUACGCCCAACGUGGAAUCAUCGAGAAGCAUAAACGAUUUGCACUCUAUCGCCCUUCAGCCGAAGCAAUUGCAUCAAUGCUGACAGAUAUGCCCUAUAAGAUGUUGAAUACGAUUACUCUGAAUACCACGCUGUACUUUAUGGCAAAUUUGAGGCGCGAGCCUGGGGCGUUCUUUUUCUUCUUGUUCGUCAUGUUCCUUUUGACAUUGGUUAUGAGCGGGCUAUUUCGCACAAUCGCCUCCGUUACUCGGUCACUCGAACAGGCGCUUGCACCAGGGUCGGUUUUUGUCAUUGGAAUUAUCGUUUACACUGGCUUUGUUAUCCCACCAAAUUAUAUGCUCGGCUGGUCACGCUGGAUCAAAUACAUUAAUCCGCUCGGGUAUGGCUUCGAGUCUCUGAUGGUUAAUGAAUUUUCAGGUCGCUAUUUCCUGUGCUCUCCUACCCAGCUGACUCCUAUAUAUGGCGAUAUUGCGAACUCCAUUUGUUCUGUUGUGGGCUCCGUACAGGGUGAAACUUUCGUCAAUGGUGAUAACUACAUUAACUCAUCUUACGAAUAUUAUGCGGGGCACAGGUGGAGAAAUGUAGGCAUCUUAUGGGCAUUCCUAAUCGGGUUAACUGGGGCGUAUCUCCUCGCAACAGAGAUUAUUUCCAGCAAGAAAUCUAAAGGGGAGGUUCUCGUCUUUCAGCGUGGUCACAUCCCCUUAUGGGCUAAGAACACGUCUGAGGAUGCUGAAGCAGCUCGCACUGGAGUCUCCACUCCAACUGAAAAGGAGAUCGAAGGGCGAGGAUUGUCGGCCGCCAUCAAGAGGCAGACUUCGAUCUUUCAAUGGCAUGACGUCUGCUACGACAUUAAAAUAAAAGGUCAGCCCAGACGUAUUUUAGACAAAGUAGAUGGAUGGGUGAAACCAGGCACUCUCACUGCCCUCAUGGGCGUGAGCGGAGCGGGCAAGACAACACUGCUGGAUGUGCUUGCUACUCGUGUCACGAUGGGAGUCAUUAGCGGGGAGAUGCUAGUCGAUGGGCGUCAACGCGACAGAUCAUUUCAACGAAAGACUGGGUAUGUCCAACAACAGGACCUCCAUCUUUUGACCUCCACUGUCCGUGAGGCUCUUAAUUUCAGUGCCUUACUCCGUCAGCCUGCCGAUGUUCCCCGACAAGAAAAGCUCGAUUAUGUCACGGAAGUUAUCAAGUUAUUAGAUAUGGAAGAAUAUGCUGAUGCUGUGGUUGGUGUUCCUGGAGAAGGUCUCAAUGUUGAACAACGCAAGCGCCUAACCAUUGGUGUUGAGCUUGUUGCUAAGCCUCAACUACUUCUAUUCCUCGAUGAACCUACUAGUGGUCUAGACUCACAGACAUCAUGGUCGAUUCUAAAUCUGCUCGAAAAGCUUACUAAGAAUGGGCAAGCUAUCUUAUGUACCAUUCAUCAGCCGUCCGCAAUGCUCUUCCAGAGAUUUGAUCGACUUCUUUUCCUUGCUAAAGGUGGCAGGACGGUGUAUUUUGGGGAUAUUGGGGAGUCUUCUAAGACGUUGAUUGAAUACUUUGUGAAAUACGGUGCACAUCCUUGUCCAUCUGAUGCAAACCCGGCUGAGUGGAUGCUUGAAGUUAUUGGCGCUGCUCCAGGCAGCCAGUCUGAGAUAGACUGGCCUUUGGUAUGGCGUAAUUCUCCAGAGCUCAAUGCAGUACACGACGAACUCGACAAAAUGAGAUGGGGUCGACAACUCGAAUCCCUCGCGUCCGAUGACAAAGCGGACUAUCGUGAAUUUGCAGCUUCUCUCACCGUACAGUUUUGGCAAGUGCAGAAACGUGUUUUCCAACAAUACUGGCGCACACCAAGCUAUAUUUACUCCAAACUCCUUCUGUGUAUUGCCCCAGCACUUUUUAUUGGCUUCUCCUUUUACAAAGCAUCAAAUACUCGCCAGGGCCUCCAAAACCAAAUGUUCAGUAUCUUUGAGUUGAUGACACUGAUACCUCAACUUGCCCAGCAAACUAUGCCACUUUUCGUCGCGCAGCGAGAAUUAUUCGAGGUCCGUGAGCGACCUGGAAAGACAUACUCAUGGCUCCCGUUCUUAAUAUCCAAUGUUUUCGUCGAGGUUACAUGGGGUGUAUUCUGCGCCAUCCUCGUAUACGUUUGUUGGUAUUACCCUGUCGGUCUGUGGCGCAACGCAGAACCAACUGAUAGUGUUACUGAACGUGGCUUGUUGACGUUCCUGCUUCUCCUUGCGUUCAUGCUCUUCACCUCGACUUUUGCACACAUGGUAAUUGCUAGUAUCAGUAACACUGAUACUGCUGGGAAUAUCUCCAAUUUGUUGUUCAUCCUAAACUUAAUUUUCUGCGGGGUCCUCGCUUCACCUAACACAUUUCCUGGAUUUUGGACCUUUAUGUACCGACUCUCUCCUUUCCAUUACCUCGUUGGCGGCUUGCUAUCCACUGCUGUCAAAGACACCGGCAUCGCCUGCGCAAAUAGUGAAUACCUGAACUUUAAUCCCCCCCUGGUCAAACCUGCGGUGCAUAUAUGGAACGACAGAUCAGUCAAUUUGGAGGCUAUCUUCAAGACCCUAACUCGGCAUCCAAUUGCUCGUUCUGUCCGCUUAGCGACACCAACCAGUUUCUGGAAACGGUUUCUGCCGAUCCUAGCCAAAGCUGGAUGAACUUUGGCCUUAUGUGGGUCUAUAUAGUAUUUAAUAUCUGCGGUUGCUUUUUCUUGUACUGGUUAUUCCGAGUACCAAAAACACCGAGAGGGUCUGAAAAAAAGGAAUCACAAAGUGGCCAGACAGUGUGAUUCGUGUACUGGAUAUAUCGCAUUACCAGACAAUGCGUGGAUGGGCAAAUUUAGUUUGUAAUUUAUAGAUCAUAUAAUAGAAUAGAGUAGAAUAGACAACGAUAAACCAGAAGGGAUUAG